Molecule: messenger RNA, 3782 nt
Organism: Hyalella azteca
Lineage: Eukaryota; Metazoa; Arthropoda; Malacostraca; Amphipoda; Hyalellidae
Product: glucose dehydrogenase [FAD, quinone]
Exons: 14
Coding region: 1-1809 (602 amino acids)
Molecular function (GO): flavin adenine dinucleotide binding; oxidoreductase activity, acting on CH-OH group of donors
Source: RefSeq, a predicted model, not a curated record
AUGACUCAAUUUUCUGUUUUUAAUUUUCUCGCGGGAUUUACGGCCAUACUCGCAGGCACUUUCCUUCAGCCCGUUAGAUAUCCUACGAGUGUCAUGCCUGAUGAUAUCAUCGUAGACUUCAUAGUCGUGGGCUCAGGCUCGGCGGGAAGUGUGGUGGCUGGUCGGCUGGCCGAGAUUUCGGAAUGGGAUGUGCUGGUUUUAGAAGCCGGAGGACAACCUCCAGCUUUUGCCAAAGUUCCAUUCCUCCACUUCGGCUCAGAGUUUCCCAACUCUUCAUACAUGAAUUAUUACAAGAAGCGUCCUCAGAAAUAUUCUGAGCAAUUCGCGAAAAAUAUAGGAGGCCUGUACCAGAGAGGAAAAAUGAUUGGCGGCUCAGGCACCAUCAACCAGAUGAUGUAUCAUCGCGGUAUUCCUCAGGAUUACGAAAACUGGGCAGCGCAAGGUAAUCCAGGCUGGGAUUAUAAAACUGUCCUGGAGUAUUUCAAGAAAACUGAAGACUACCAGGGGCCUCUCAAGCCUCGAGAUGCAGCUCCAUUCCGAGCUUCUGGAGGUCCUAUUGGCGUGGAGAAGGUUGCUUGGAAGCCUCCAGUUUGUCGGGUGGCCAUCAGAGCGGGCGAGGAGAUGGGGCUGGCUGAGGUGGACUACAACACAGACACAACUAUUGGGAGCGCUAUCUUCCAACUCACAACCAAAAACAGAGAACGGGUGACCACGGCAGACGCGUUCUUGUUGCCUGGCCUACGACGUCGGAACCUUAAACUGCAAAUCAAUUCCCAAGUAAUUAAGAUAAUCAUGGAUGCAGAAAAUCGGGCGAUUGGAGUGAAAUAUGUUCAUAAAAAUAAGGUGAAACGAGCGUUUGCCAAGCGAGAAGUUAUACUAUCAGCAGGCGCAGGUGAUUCUCCCAAGCUACUGAUGCUGUCGGGGAUUGGGCCUAAAAAACAACUAGAAAAGCUAGGGAUUGAAAGUCGAGUCGACCUGCCGGGAGUUGGACAAAAUUACCAAGAACACUUAAUUAUUCGCGGAAUAACUUGGACCAUUCAUCCCAACAUUUCGUCUUCCAUUUUCGAUCGGGUCGGGACGAGUGCCAUGCUGAACUAUUUUGAAAGGAGAUCAGGUCCGUUGACAAGUCCAGCGGGAAUUUGUGCUCUGUACCAAUUAAAUGUAGGCAGUCCUGAGGAACCCCAUAUUCCGGACAUUCUGAUAACCCAAGAAAAUGGACUGCUGGUUCAAGACUACGGUCUCUUCUCCCUUGCACCUAUGAAGAAAUCGAUACAAGAUUAUUAUCGACCGUUUCUAGGAAGAGAUGGUUUCUCUAUGACCCCGAUGCUAAUCAGACCCAAGAGCGUCGGGACGGUAACCCUCAUGUCGAAGAACCCUUUCGAUCCGCCCGUCCUGGACCACAAUUCACUCAGUCACCCCGACGACUUUGAGCUCAUGGUCAAAGCUGCCAAGGCUUCUCGAAGGCUAGGAAAUGCCAAGAUCUUCCGGCGGGCUCUAGGCGCUGAACCCAUUAACAAGCCGAUUCCUGACUGCGCGCAUUUCGCGUUCGAAUCUGACGACUACUGGCGCUGCUUCGUGCGUGGCUGGAGUGGCACUGGAGCGCACAUGUGCGGCACCUGCAAGAUGGCUCCAGACUCCGACCCCAUGGGGGUGGUGACGCCCAGACUGAAGGUUCGAGGUGUCAAGAAUUUACGAGUCAUAGACGCUUCCAUAAUGCCCUCCAUUACAUCAGGGCACAUAAACGCCGUCACAUUCAUGAUUGGGGAGAAGGGAGCUGAUCUCAUCAAAGAAGAUUACGGCAAAAUCUGAUCGCCAUUUAAGCUAUAAAGUUUGUUUAUCAUGAACUUUUUACACGAAUCAAAAUAAUCCAGUGUCUGCCUUCGGAUUUUAAUGAUUUCUAUGUUUGAAGGAAAAAGGGACUACAGAAUUGACCUGUGAAAUAAUUCAAGUUUAUCUCGCCGCUUUUGUUUUAACUAGUCGAUUUAGCUCGGUUCUAAGCUUGAGAGGAAUCUCUUUCAUCAAGUCAGACACGCAUAAAUCGUCCGUAUAUAGCAUUAGUAAAUCAUCACUGCUCAUGUUAGUUCACGUUUCAUGUAUCUAUGUACUUAUCAAGCUAAAAGUCUAUCGUAGAUGCUCGACCGACAGCAUUUGCGCGAGUCAAGACUUGUGUCUCAGAUCUUUCAAGGGUGAGAGCUCAACUACCGAGAAUCGUGUAGUUGAGAAAAUAGAAAUAACUCAAAUAAGUAAAGUGUAGCACUAAGUAGAGUGUGGAACAAGUAGAGUGGGAAAAAGUAGAGAGUAGGACCAAUAGUGUAUGGGAAUAAGUAGAGUGUGGGAAUAAGUAGAGUGCGGAAAAGGAAUGUAGGACUAAACACUAUACCAUUUUAAGCGUAUGUAUUAUUUGAGAUUGCGUGGCGUUAAUGACGCGUCACUGCCGGCCUAAAUUACGGGAAGGUAGCAGAAUGUAUAUGAUAUUUGGGCGUAAUUUCAUCAGGGAACACAAUGCCGACAGAACUAACAGCUAAUCUGUAAUGAAUUUGAUAUUGUGGGACAUUUCAGGUAUAAUUGAGAGCACUACAUAACAUUCUCUCUUAAUUCCCGUUUGUUAAGCAACGAAAAUGUACAAUGUUAUGUUAGUACAAUGUUAUUAAAAUUAUGAUUGAUCCUGAUGAUCAAUCAUUUAAGCAAUUAUUUAAAGGUCUUGAACUGAAUUUGGGUACUGCAAGUGAAAUUGAUGGGGGAAUUUCAAUUGCUGGUCAUAAACCGUAUCCAUGAGUUUUAAUGUACAAAUUUGUAUAUGCCGGUGAAAUAUUGAACAUAUAUGUUCGAGUAAACUUUUGUGAAUACUGAAUUGUAGAUGUAUUUUUUAACGUGCUUACAUCUGCAAUACUAGCGAAGUUGUCUUUGUUGAAGCAAAUGCGAAGGUUUUUUUAACGUACAGAAAAUGAAAGGCAACUUAGAAAUCAUUCUAUGAGCCCACAGUUAUUCAUUCAUCCACGCCAAUCUUUGCACAGGUUAUUUACCUGCGAAACUCGCCGUCUAAAUGAAUUGUGAAAAUUAAUUUUUUUACUUAUAUGUCGCCUGCAUCUCAAACCUUCAAUUUUCAAAUUGCAUGAACCGAAUGAGAGUAAGAAACAUUACCGUACAAAAUUACGUUAAAGUUUAUUAUCUCUAUAGGAAUUUUCUGUACGCAGCUAUGUUAUGCUCUUAACAGUUUUGAGUGAUUUUCGGAACUUAUUUGAGGACUUAUGUAGAUUAAUUUAGUCUCUAUUACAACAAACAUUUUAUCGUAAUGUACAUUAUCGUAAUGUAAAUCUAAGAUUAUUACUUUAAGAACCAACAUUUUUUUGUAUCAAAAGUCAACACAAGUAAAAUGUAUUUCCAUUUAUGUAUAUAAAUGGAAAUACAUUUUCAGGAGUUUCGAUGAAAGAGUCCACAAGUGGAGAGACGAAUACUCUGCAACAUUGGUGUUCAUGUCAGUAGAAAGUUAUAGCAUAUUUUUUAAAAUUCCAAGUAAUAUUCUUGUCUCAAACCCGACUUCUGGUGACUGAUGGUACAAAUAAUUUGUUAAGGCUAAAGGCAUUUCAUUGUGACUAACUCACGAUGUUAGGGAAUUGUAUAAAUUUAUUCAUUUCGUGGCAGCAGUUUUCCAUUUUCAUUCAGACUUUCAGUUCCGCAAUUUAGGUUAUGCAAACAUCCGGAAUUCACUCAUUCAUGUUUUAGAUUUUAGCUGGUAAGGACUACAAGGGCACAACGCGAGUGUACAGAUAUGUUUUAAUAAA